UUUAGGCCCAGGCACAAAUGACAAUAGACAAAAAAAUGACAACCAAUUCCUUUUCUUUAUCUUCCUCAUCUUCUCUCUUUUCCUCAGCUCUACUUCCUCCCGCCGGCGGUAACCUUCGCCGUCUCUUCCACUUCCGGCAGCCACUCACUAUCACCGCCGCCGGCGCCACUUCUUUUUCAGUGGCAUUUCCAAAGAAAAAGCACUGGAAACAAGGUGAAUAUCCUGGUUUUACUGAACAAACUGGGUCCCAUAACAAGAAAAGAACACCUAUUAAGAAUAUUAAGAAAAAAUUGGACAGAAAAAAUAAUGCUACAGCUUGGGUUAAUACUGUUACUGAAGCUCUCUCUGAUCAUAUUGAUAAAAAACAAUGGCUUCAAGCGCUUCAGGUAUUUAAAAUGUUAAAGGAACAACCCUUUUAUCAAUUGAAAGAAAGUACGUACAUGAAGCUUCUUGUUCUUCUUGGGAAAUGCGGGCAGCCAGGGCAAGCACAGCAACUUUUUGACACAAUGAUUGAAGAGGGAUUGGAACCCACUACAGAAUUCUAUACAGCCUUGGUUGGUGCUUACUGUAGAAGCAACAUAAUUGACAAGGCAUUUACUAUUCUUCACCGGAUGAUCGAGCUCCCUCAUUGUCAGCCAGAUGUUUAUACAUACAGUAUAUUAAUUAAGGCAUGUGUGGAUGCAUCCCGAUUUGAUCUGGUUGAGUCUCUUUAUGAACAAAUGGCUGAACGUUCCGUAGUUCCUAACACCGUCACUCAAAAUAUAGUCUUGAGUGGUUACGGGAGGGCAGGGAAAUAUGAAGAAAUGGAGAAAGUGCUUUCAGGAAUGCUUGAGAGCAUGAGCAGCAGACCUGAUAUAUGGACAAUGAACACUAUUCUGAGCUUAUUUGGCAACAAGGGGCAGAUUGAAAUGAUGGAAAAAUGGUAUGAAAAAUUUCGUAGUUUUGGUAUUGAUCCAGAGACGCGAACAUUUAAUAUCCUUAUUGGUGCUUAUGGGAAGAAAAGGAUGUAUGAUAAGAUGUCAUCGGUGAUGGAGUACAUGCGUAAACUCUCAUUUCCAUGGACAACAUCAACUUACAACAAUGUCAUCGAGGCGUUUUCAGAUAUAGGUGAUGCAAAGCAUAUGGAGUACACAUUUGAUCAAAUGCGUACUGAAGGCGUGAGAGCCGACACCAAGACAUUUUGCUGUCUCAUUAGAGGAUAUGCAAAUGCAGACCUUUUUCCUAAGGUGAUCAACACUGUCCAAUUAGCAGGGAAGUUGGAGAUCCCUGAAAACACUUCUUUUUUCAAUUCUGUUAUUUAUGCUUGUGCAAAGGCAGAGGACUUAGUGGAGAUGGAGAGAGUUUUCAAGCGAAUGAAAGAUAAGCAGUGCCGACCAGAUGACACAACUUACUCUGUUAUGGUUGAUGCAUAUAGGAAGGAAGGUAUGACAGACAAAAUCUAUGAUUUGGAGCAAGAAAAGCAGAUGAUGUCUGCCUCAAAGUUCAAUGACAGUGUUAGUGGUGACGAGAAGCAAGAGUUAAUGCCUACUUGAAAACUGAAUAUGCAAUUUAAUUUGACAAUGCAUUAGAGCGCCAAAGCUACAUCAUUAGUGGUUUUCUACUGAGCUGUAGAGUGAUAAAAUUACUCAGCUGUCGCCUUGUCAGUUAGUUUACGAAGAGUUGGAACCUAAGCCAUGAAUGGAAAACUGUUACCGUAUCAGCGUAACCUCAAUAUAGUGUCAUGUGGUAUUUGCCAUGUUUGUUCUCUGACUUAGUAUCAGUAGUCUUGUUUUCCAAGCUAGCUCUUUAUUAUGUCAAGAAUGCUGCAUUUGAAGCUCCAAGCUGGUUGUGCUGUUCUGUACUUUUUGGUUGUUGCUUUUUAUCGUUCAAAUACCAAUUCAGCAUUUUCCUAUUUUUGUUAUAUGAAGGAUUAUCGGAAA
This is a messenger RNA of Nicotiana tabacum (common tobacco), 1919 nucleotides long. Its product is annotated as pentatricopeptide repeat-containing protein At3g06430, chloroplastic-like. The record is from RefSeq and is a predicted model, not a curated record. Gene Ontology annotation, molecular function: protein binding; mRNA binding. NCBI's taxonomy places the organism in Eukaryota, Viridiplantae, Streptophyta, Magnoliopsida, Solanales, Solanaceae.